CAACUUUUAAAGUGUUGUCAUUAAACAAAAAGGCAAUGGAGGAGUCGAAGAAAUACAAGAGGAUAGGAAUGAAGCAGACGACGAAUAAGAAGAAGAAGAGGAGCAACAACAAUACGGGUCAUGGAUCCGGAUUGCUUCAAAUGAAGGUGAGGAGGCUCCAAAUACUGAUACCGGGAGGGGUAAGAUGCAACCACCCGGAUCUGCUUUUAUUAAAGACUGUUGAUUAUAUUGUGCAUUUGAAGUUGAAGCUAAAGGUCCUUAAAGCACUCUCCGAUAUGUACUCUCUUUGAAGAUCGUAAAAACUCGUAACAUUAUUCUUCUUCUCGAUCGUCCUUGAUCGGUACUAUAUAGCUAUGUUGUCAAAAUUUUAAUAUUCAGUAUAUGAAUUUUAUUAUUUGUAGACCGUCUUUGAUAUAUAUAGUUUUGUCAAUGUUUAUAUAUGGGAAUCCGACAAUUAGUUGGAAAUUUGACUAA
Molecule: messenger RNA, 474 nt
Organism: Camelina sativa (false flax)
Lineage: Eukaryota; Viridiplantae; Streptophyta; Magnoliopsida; Brassicales; Brassicaceae
Biological process (GO): regulation of DNA-templated transcription
Source: RefSeq, a predicted model, not a curated record